Magallana angulata is the source of this 3696-nucleotide messenger RNA. RefSeq lists its product as uncharacterized. The transcript is spliced from 3 exons. The record is from RefSeq and is a predicted model, not a curated record. Gene Ontology annotation, molecular function: ATP binding; ATP hydrolysis activity. The coding region runs from base 301 to 2385 and encodes 694 amino acids. Lineage: Eukaryota; Metazoa; Mollusca; Bivalvia; Ostreida; Ostreidae.
UUAUUUUCCUGAUAUUUCUAGCAAUAGCAUUGGUACUGAUGGUAUUUUUGUUCACAUUCAUGUUCUGAGCAUAGGACAAGCUUUACUGACAGAGUUUCCGGAUGUAUACAUGUACAUGUAGAAUCACAUGUCAGUAAACUAGGAAGACAUGAAAUGACUGAUUUUGACAAAGAAUUACAUGUAAAUCAGUUUACAGUCAUGUAUUUCAACGAUGGAUCAGGUCAAUGCAUUGAUCAUUGCAACAGGAAGUAAUAUUGGCAUACCUCAUAGAAAUUGAAUGUUAAUACGCCAGUUACCAAGAUGCUUCGGGGUAUGGUUCUACAGAACUUUGUUCAUUUCGAAAAGAGAUUUGUCUUUGAUUUUUCCAAAACCAAAAAUGGCCCAAACAUUUUUGUUGGUGCAAGCUCAACGGGAAAAACGGCAGUCCUUGAACUAAUCAGAAGAUGUAUGGAUAGCAGACUCAACUCAUCUCUUACCAACAGAGCAAACUCAAAUGAAAGAGUAUACGUGUUCUGCGAAUUUUAUCUUGAUAUCGAUAAAUAUGGGCCAACUGUUAUAACAGGAAUGAUAGUAGAUGCCAAUACUGACAAUUACUCUAGUACAAUGCAAACUGACAAGGAAGUAAAAGCAAACCCUGAAGUGAAAUCAGAAGAUAUAGAAGAAAAAGGAAGAGAGAAUAAGCUUGACGAGAUGAGAGAACAGGGAGACGAACAGGAAAGUCAAAAGAAGAAAAUGAAAAAAGACAAUAAACCUGAAGAAAUGAGUGGAGAACAGGGAGAGGAGCAGGGAAGUCAAAAUAAGAAAGACAAAGAAAUGGACUGGGAUGAGGAGGGUACGAUGUUUCACAAAGUAAUUAUGUACACGUUAGGAGGAAAAAUAGAAUUUUGUUCUGAAACAUAUUUAGAGAGACGUGACGGUAAAAUUGUUAAUCUCGAAAAGAAUGUUAAACUUUCGCAAAUACUGGGUGACCUUAGAUCUAGCGGGUACAUAGAAACAAAUGAAAAUCAUAUCAGUAAGGGGAUCACAGAUCUCUUUAAUGAAGAUUUCGUUGUAAAAGUAUUAGGAGAAAUAGAAAUAAAGCAAAGAGAAAAUAAGACCUACCAUGUGCGUCAAGAUUUAUGGAGAAAAAUUGAAGAACAAUUUGUUGGAAUUUUACCCACGAGAGGACUAGGCACAAUUCAGUGGACAAAGAGUAAAUUGAUAGAAUCGGAAAAUAAAACAAAAAAUUACGAAGGCACUUGUCUUCAUGCAGAAAUUAUUACCGAACUUUUGGACAGCGACAUUAUAGAAAAAAAGAAAGAGCAAGAAAUAUUCAGUUUUUUAACAAAUCCCAGUAAAAUUGUCUUUAGGAAGGAAGCACCGAAUGCGAAUCGUAUAAAUUUAAUUCAGGUCAAAAAUGGAAUGAAUGAGUUUCCACUGCUCAAGACCUCAGUUGGGAUCAUAGAAGCAAAACAGUUUUCUCUCAUAAUGGCUCACAGGACACUAAAAACAAUUUGUUUAGAAGAACCCGAUCGCGGAAUGCAUCCUCAGAUGAUUGAACGUUUAAAAGAAGUGCUGCAUCACGAAAGUCGACACAAAACAAUCAUUGUUGUAACACACAGUCCAUAUCUUCUCGACUCCAUGUCGUUGAAAAACAUCUUUUUCUUUUCCAGGAUAUAUGAAGUCGCGUUUGACGUCGUUAAUAUAUAUGACAAACUUGAGAGCAAUAAAUAUUUGAAGAUUGUAAAAAUGGAAGACUUAAAAGCAAUUUUAUUUUCGUCAAAAGUUCUUUUUGUUGAAGGAAGCACUGACAAAAUUGUUCUGGAAGCAAUUUUUCGACAUUUGAUACAGCGGUCCUCAAAGACUUACGAAGAUAUUCUUCCAAUAUUGAGUCACGAGAUAUGUUCUAUGGGAGGGAAAGAGUUAAGAGAAAAUAUAUCAGAGUUCUGCAACAAAUUGAACAUAAAAUUUUGCCUAGUCUUGGAUAGGGACGCAGUUAUUGAAACAGAAGAGUCAACCAAGCGUAUUAAGAAAAUUCAACCUGGUUAUUCAAGUUAUAAAAGGUUUGAAGGAGGUCUCGUUUCGGAUUUUCUUGUUGACCCUAACGGUUUUGAAGCGCUUUCUACUGAUUUGGCAACAAAGGAAAAAACAUUUAUUUGGAGAGAUGGGGACCUAGAGGAUUUUCUCUUAAGUAGCAGGGAGAAUAAUUCUGAAAUUCUUAGGAUUUUUAAACCUGAUGCCAAAUUUACAACUGCAGAAGAUAAAGAAAAAUACAACAGGAUGAAAGCGACCAUCAAGAAAUCGUUGAAAAACGGUUGUUUUCGGGAAAAUCUAGAUGCCUUAGCUGAUAUUAUAACACAUUUUCCCGAAACUGAACGCUUGUGUUCUUUUUUGAAAGAUAUAUAACUAAAGAAAACAUUUACUUGUUUGAAAUACGUUUACAAAAAGAUGUGUUUAUACCAUUUUCACGCCCCAUGCAAAAUUAUUCAUUAUUAUUUGAAUGAAAUUAAUAUUAUGGACAUCUUAUUUUAUCUUCAAAUAUGUAAUAAAUAAUGCUUUUCAGUCAUCAUGGUCUUUAUUUUUUAAACUGAUAAUGUCAAUGAAACAUUCCUCUUUUCAUUAUAUUUAGGAAAAAUACCGAUUUUAGAAUAAUUUUAAUGCCGUAAACAUAUUGUGUAUAUACUAUCAUUAAUGUUAUUCUUUGGUGGGUGGUAUGAUUUGAAUUCAUAAAAAAACUUGCUUUCAUUGGCUUGUAUAUGGUGCUAACCUCUUGGCUUUUAUAUUGUUAGAUUCCUUUUUCAACAUAUAAAAAUCAUGAUUUAUGAGAAAUAUGAAUGCAUCGAAAUACAUAUUGAUGAAUAUUUUUGGCUAACCUGAGCGGUAAGCUUAAAUUAGUUAUUUUGAUCACUUUUAAUCCGGCGUCCGCUUGUCUGUUUGUCCGUCCGUCCAUCCGUAAACUGUUUACAUUUUCGACUUCUAACACCACUGGGUCGAUUUCAACUUAAUUUGUCAGGCUCUCAGUAAGGGAAGAUAAUUAAGAAUUAUUCAGAAAUUGUUGAUAUUUUUUAAAAUCUUCUUAAACACCAUCAGGUUUAUCAAUUGCUUGUAUAUAUCAUUUCAAACCAAACUCUCUAUGACUGAGUCUUUUUAAUGCAAAGUUCAGGACUAUAAUACAGAUAGAAACUUUGGCUUUUAAAAAGACUAAGAAUAAAUUAAGCACUGUCUUUUUCUAUUGCAAACAUUCUCUUGAUAAUACUUACAUGCCGAAAAAAACAGUUUUUCUCCGUGCAUAAAAGAAACAAUAUGACAGUGGAUUUGUUAUGCGAAUGUAUGAGAGUUUUUUUUUUAAAUUUUGAUGUUUAGAAAUUGUUUCAGCAUAAUUAUUUUAUCUAAGGUUUUUCUGAGAAAUUACAAUACCACAAACAAAGCUCUGUGAAGCUACCAACGUUUAGUUUAUUUAACAUUGUUUCAACUUGUAAAGGUAAUUUUGCUUAAAUUGUUAAUAUCAUUUAUGUUUCUAUUUUUACAUAUGUAAUUUCUAAACAAAAUGUUUAUCAUAUUUUGUAUAAAAAUGUAUUUACUCUGGUUUUCCUUUAAUUCAUUGCUAUAUUUUAAAUUUUUCUUCAGUUGUCAAAUACUUCUUCCAUUUAUAUCUCAUCUUCUACAAUGGUUUUCAUUAUAAAUAUGUUUCUUUAUUGAAAAAUACAGGACUCAUUA